ACAUAUCUCCCCGGAAUUCCUCCAUUGUUGCCUCCCUCGGGAUCACCCAGCGUUGUUUACCCUUCCUCUCCUUCACACAUCUCGCAACCAACUGAACCUGGUUGAGCAAAGAUGACGCUCCAGACGAUGGCCUUGUGCAACGUGCCUCUUGAUUUUGACGACAGCGGCGUCAACUUCGACUUCAAUGACCUGCCGGAGCGAUGCUCGUCAGCUAGCAUCAGCGGCUCAUCGUCCGCCUCGUCAAGCUUCGGUCCGCACACGCCAACCAGCGACCGUUCAACUCCGUUCUUCUCUGCUUCACUAGACUUUAGUUCCUCCUUUGCCUCGUCUGUCGACACGGUUCCGUUUGACCUGACGCCCCCUUCUUCUGCUGCAUCCAACUGCUUCCCCGUGACUCCCAGAGGCGGCAAUGUCACCGACUUUGGUUAUUCUGGCUUUCCCGUCACGCCUUCACGGGGACAGAUUGGUUUCUCUGGUCACCCGUUCAGCAAUUGCAGUAGCAGUACUCAGCUAGCCCCUUCACAAACCAUGGACUGCGGCUCCUACCCAAAUCAUCUCGGGGCGAGCCCUUUCAUGUCGACGCCUUCCUCCGUGGCACAGUUCGACCACUCAUGCGACAUGGCCUGGAUGCACACAGACAGCCCCAUUAGCUUCGAGAACGACUCUUCUUCUUCAAGACUUGUCGAUCCAUUCCGUUCAGCCAAGCCGGAAGCAGAAGGCGAUAUGAUGUCGCCGUCCAUGCGUUCAAGCGCAGCAAGGAAGCGAGCCGUGAUAGGGGAGGCGCGGCACAAGACGACAGCCCUCCACCAAGCACAGCAGCGCCCACAGCCCAACGUACGGAGGCAGAUCAAGAAGGAAAGGCGGAUCCGCUCCUUGGAGACGGAGGGUGGUAGCAUGGCCAUGAGCAGUGUCGAGCCGUCCAACAGACAUUAUUGCCCCGAAGAGGGAUGCAAUAAGGGGCCAUACCAAAGGAAAGAACAUCUGAAGAGACACAUUGACUCCAUACACAACGGGAAGAUGUUCAAGUGCAAGUUCUGCAACCACCGCUCCAACCGGUCGGAUAACUUGCAGCAACAUCUCAAACUGCAUACCCGGCCAGAGCGCAUGGGGGUGGAGGGGAAGCGCGGAGUCGAUUACCAUGCUGGCGCGGUGCGGGAGUACGAGGAAGUGCAAAAGCGGAAUCGGGCUCGACGACGGCCGAGCUCGAAAGACGCACGCAAACCCUCAGCUCCAUGAGCGCAAGGGGAAGUGGGUGAAAGAAAAGAAAAUCGUUUCGACAGUUUGGCGUCCGGCAAGACGCCCUUACACACAACAACCUCGGCUUUUCUCUGCUAGCGCAACAGGAGUCGACCAGAUAAUGCUAAUGUACGUUAUGUUGAUGGGAGGAUGGGUGCGCUUAUUUG
Messenger RNA from Chaetomium strumarium, 1403 nucleotides. RefSeq lists its product as uncharacterized. Gene Ontology annotation, biological process: regulation of transcription by RNA polymerase II. Bases 112 to 1236 code for a protein of 374 amino acids. NCBI's taxonomy places the organism in Eukaryota, Fungi, Ascomycota, Sordariomycetes, Sordariales, Chaetomiaceae. The transcript is spliced from 2 exons. The record is from RefSeq and is a predicted model, not a curated record. Gene Ontology annotation, molecular function: DNA-binding transcription factor activity, RNA polymerase II-specific; RNA polymerase II cis-regulatory region sequence-specific DNA binding.